Messenger RNA from Prunus armeniaca (apricot), 495 nucleotides. The record is from the annotation of a GenBank genome assembly. Lineage: Eukaryota; Viridiplantae; Streptophyta; Magnoliopsida; Rosales; Rosaceae.
AUGUCAAGAACCCUUACGAUUCUCCUCCUUAUUGCAGACUCAAAGAAGCAUGUGGUCAAUCCUGUUGGCCAGUUACUUGGACUCAUACUUCUCUCGCCACCACCAAAGGUUCUACUUUUCAUACGUCAUCUCAAAAAUCCGCAUGGAUUAUCGACUCAGGACAUCCUCACAGGAAAGACGAUUGGUUGUGGUACUCGACGGGGCAAACUUUACUACUUAGACUGGGCAUCGGAUAGUGAGGUCAAGUGUGAUACGUGUGAAUUGGCUAAGAGUCAUCGUGUCCCGUUCCCAUUAAGUUCAAAUAAGAGUUUGAUUCUGUUUUUCCUUGUUCAUUCUGAUGUUUGGGGACUUGCUAAAAUUGCCACUCCGGCAGGGGCACGAUGGUUUGUCAUGUUUAUAGAUGAUUGCACACGCAUGACUUGGGUUUCCCUGCUCAAAACUAAAGGGGAAGUCAGUUCCAAGUUUCAACAGUUUUAUCAAAUGGUGGAGACUUAG